Prunus dulcis (almond) is the source of this 625-nucleotide messenger RNA. RefSeq names its product ubiquitin-conjugating enzyme E2-17 kDa-like. Gene Ontology annotation, biological process: protein polyubiquitination. Gene Ontology annotation, cellular component: nucleus. The transcript has 3 exons. NCBI's taxonomy places the organism in Eukaryota, Viridiplantae, Streptophyta, Magnoliopsida, Rosales, Rosaceae. Gene Ontology annotation, molecular function: ubiquitin conjugating enzyme activity. Bases 118 to 600 code for a protein of 160 amino acids. The record is from RefSeq and is a predicted model, not a curated record.
GCCACAUAUAGGAGGUUCCCAAGCACAAAUUAACUUAUUAUCCAUCGAAGCUUUGCUGGCCUUAAAUUAACUGUUGAGAUUCUCACUAUCUUGCUUUGUUGAUCAAACUUCUGCUGCAUGCACACAGAGAGCAUGCCAGAUAGAAAAGUUGCAGAGCACUGGAUUUACAAAAGGGAGGGGUUCAGAAAAGUAGACUUCCCAACACACUGCAGUUAUGGACCAGUAAUUGAAGAUGAGCCCUUCAAAUGGCAAGGUGUGAUCAUGGGGCCUUCAUAUUCUCCUUAUGAAGGAGGUGUCUUUUUUCUCUCCAUUGAUUUACCACAAGACUAUCCUACCAAACCUCCCACCAUCAAAUUUUUAACAAAGGUAUAUCAUCCAAACAUUGGUGAGGAUGGGACAAUUUACAUAGACAUUUUGGAAGAAGAUGAAUGGAACCCAGUCCAGACCAUUGAGAGCCUGCUGCUCUCCAUAUGCUCACUUCUUGCUGAUCCAAAUCCAAUGGACCCUCUCAAUCCAUGCUGCCUUCUCUUCCGAACAGACAAACAGAAAGCCAUUGAAAUAGCAAGGGACUGGACUAGGAAGUAUGCAAUGUCAGAUUAACUUCAAAUUAAUUUUGAAUGGCAUC